This is a messenger RNA of Sciurus carolinensis (gray squirrel), 8272 nucleotides long. It is a transcript of the gene Col20a1, whose product is annotated as collagen type XX alpha 1 chain. The transcript is spliced from 37 exons. Bases 3941 to 8122 code for a protein of 1393 amino acids. Lineage: Eukaryota; Metazoa; Chordata; Mammalia; Rodentia; Sciuridae. The record is from RefSeq and is a predicted model, not a curated record. Gene Ontology annotation, molecular function: protein binding.
GGAGUUUUGGGUGGGCUUGUAGCCCUAGGUGGCCAGUCUCAGGACCUUCCUGAGCCAGGGAGUGCUUGUCACUGAAGGAGUAUCCUGCCCCAGUCGGCUGAGCUGAGGGCCAGCAUGAGAGGCUGUCGGGCAGAGAACCAUGAAUAGUCCCUGUGCAAAGCUUGGGAACAGUGGAGCACUGGGCACAACUUGUGCCCUUUCUCCAAGGGCCUGUCCCUAGUUGGGAGGGGUGGAGCAACUUUGGAUCAGGGCGUGCAGUGCACAACAGCACCCCACUUGUGGAAGUAGGCCAUCUGUCCUGGGGUCAUUGGGAAUGGGAGAUGUCCCCUGCUGCCCUGGUCCCCUUUUGAGUGCUUGCUUGAGCACUGAGGACACUUCCAAGACCCCUCACAGGAGAGGGCAGAUGGGUCCUUACUCUGUCAUGGGCAAACUGAGAUUUGCCGCGUCUGACCCCUGUGCUGUGUGGGGGCCACUGACCAAAGGGAGUCCCAUAAAGCACAUGGGAACAGGGCAGCUGGUGAACCCUGAAGGGUUGCCUUCUACAUGGGUUUGGGUGGACGAGGACUAGGCAGGACACAGGUGAGCCAGCAGCCUUGCUACUUCCACAACCCUAGCUGCCAGGGACCUAAGAGGCCCACUAUCAUCCUCCCAAGUACCUCAAGCUUCACUCUGAGCUGGGCUCUUCAAGGAUUGGGUGGCCCAGCAAAAGGGUUCAGCAGCCCUGACUGGUCAGACUCCCUGGGGAGUUAGGGAGGGAUGGCAAAAGGGACAGUCAGUAGCUCCUGGACCACAGCAGGGCCUGCCAUGUGGGGCUCCUCCACACACUCCAGACCCCACAGGACAGACAGCAGGAAACUGCCUCCAUCUCAGCCUGUGCCCUGACCCCAGAGGGUAACCGUAGCCAGGAGAGGCCUGAUGGAGGAGACAGCUUGCUAUCCUGUCCUGGAGCACUCUAGGGCAGAGCUGCCAGAUAGGUGAGUGCAGCAUGGGUCCCAGGCCAGGUGUGGACACUGGAGAGUAAUCCCUGGGUCCACUACAGCUUUUGGCUCUAGCUUGAUCUUGGCUUCUGGGCAGUUGGAUGGGAGCGUAGGCAGGCAGCUCCAGGGGCCAGGGCGACCCCAAGGCAUCCACGUACCUGUGCUGUUCUUCCCAGAUCCCCCCCUCACCCUAGGCAGCAGCCUACUAGUGGACACUUUCCAAGGCUAGCCCAGAGAGGGUCAUUUCUGGAAUGCUUAGUAGGCUUACUUCCUGAGCAGCCACUGAACAGCCCCUUGUCACACCCACUCAACUGCUUUGUCAUCCCCACCCUUAACCAGCCCCUGCUAGCAGGGCCCAGAUGUGGCCCAGCAGGAAGAAAACUAAGCUGAAGACCAGCCUGUUGUGGUUGAGGUGAUGAAUGAACAGGGGCAGCUGGAAGGAGGAUUGGUCCUGCCCUGUUCUGACCAGCCAGGAGGAGGGUUGAAGGUCCACAGAGGCUUUUCCUGCAGGCCCUUGGGGUCACCCCACCCCCAUUGGUGGGACAUGGGGAAGAGGGAUCUCCAGAGUGUGGCCCCAGAGAGCCCACCUGUCCUGGCUGAACCUUAGUACCUCCAAGAGGUCUGAAGGGCAUUAUGGGGGCUUUGAGGGACCUCUGGGCAGGCCUGGGGGUGAAAAGGCACAGGACCACCCACGUGGAGCUCGCGGUGCUAUGAGCCACAAGUACCUGGGGCCGUUGGGUCAGCUUUGCAGUCCCAGCUGACAACCUGGGGUCUGACUGGGUCCUUAAGAGUAGAGGCUGGCAUGAGGACGUGGGUACUGUCUGGGGCAUCAGGGAAGCAGGUUUUUUCCUGGUGGGUCAGUCACUGACCAGGCAGCCCAAGACUGGGUGUGGCCUCCCAAGCCUCUCCUGGGGGAGGGCAGCUGUGAUUGAGCAGCCUCCCUCGGCCCCUGAGGUCUUAGGGGCUCCACAGCUGCUGUGACUACAGACACUAACCUGCCCCUGGCCCAGCAGAACAUAUGUCCAGGGACGUGGCCCAGGACCGGCAGACUGAGCUGCUGUCAAGUCUGGCAGGGCUGGAGGCCCAUUUAAGCACCAAACACGGGCUGGCCUACAGGGGAGCCGGAGGCCACUAGGGAUGUAGGAGGGUUUCACAGGGCAGUGCGUACCAGAGCUGUGCGAGCAGAGGCUCCUGGGAAGGUGGGUGGUGUGGGCAAGGAUCUGAUACAGGAGGGAGGGAGUGGAGCCUGAGCGGCCCCUUCCCUCAUGGCAACCUGGGGUCCAGAGGCACUAGCACCCACCAGCUCAGGGCCCCUGUGGUGGCCUUCGUCUCUAAGUGGCCUUCCCUGUGAGCCCCUUUCUGUGGGAUAAGCCUUCUGGGAGUGAGGAAUGAGGUGCUUGGCCCUUGCUGUCUGGUUGUUUUCCUGCAUGUACACUGGGGUCCUUUGUGCUGGGACCACUGUGUCUCUGGAGAUGCCCCAGGCAGAGCACACGGGUGGGGGCUGGGGUGGCAGGGCAUAAAUAUCGGAGGCGGGGCCUUUCACAAGCCCUGUCCUAACUGUGGCCACAGCAGGACCAGAAUGGAUCAGAAGGCCCUGGGGAGUGAGGGACACUGUCCUUGGAGCAGGAGGAGGUUGGUGACUUGCUGCAGUUCUGGGGCUGAAUGGAUAGGGGAGCCACCAGGGAUCCACUCAGGUCUGUGAGGAUGCCCUUGACUUUCAGGAAGGUUGGGACAGGAGCUGCGCUCCUAGGUGGGAGCAGGGCCAGGGUUCAGCCUGGAGACCUGGGCUAUCCUGAGCUCUCACUAACCCUGUGGGGCAUAGGGAAGGUGAUGUCCAGCAGAGAGGAUGGGGAGCUGUUGGACUUUGACAGGGUCCAGUGGGCUGGGAGUGCUGGGGGUUGUCCAGCUGGAGCCUUUGUGGCUGGAUGGGGUCCAGUGCAUACCUGCCUCCCCUCCAGGUGGUUGGUGCUGGGGUCUCCUUGUGUAGGUUGCUCGGCACUCCAGACGUGAUCUGAUUCCCUGGAAGGGACACGUACCAGGAUGGGGCUAUGUGCUAGCAGCCUUCCCCCCGGGCAGGGGCUUCCCUUGGGGAGGGCCCGUUGCUUUGUGGGGAUGCCCCUCAGCACGCACUGGGGAAGGGUUUCAGCUGGGUGGGGUUGGGGGUCUUGGUCAAUCAGGACGUCCUGCAGGAGGACCCUGGCCCCGUUGUGGGUGCUGUGGACUGUGCUGUUUCCUGCCCUCUGCUCAGCACAAAGGGGCGGAGGCCUCAGCUGAGUAUGCUCUCCUCUUCCUGGAGGCCAUCCAGUCAGCUUGUUUCUCCACCAGCCCUGUGGACAGGUUGCCUCAGCUCACACGUCCCAGAUCAGGUUGUGUGUGUGCCCUGGCCCCUCCUGCCCCUGCAGCAGCUACUGGGUCACCCUGGCCUCCUCUGUACUGGCAGCCUUUCUCUCAGCCUCCUGACUUUGACUCCCAGCCCCCUGGGUGGGCUCCAGUUCCCCCACACUCAUGCAACCCUGGCAGGUGCUGCCCCAGGUGUUCCUGCUGUGGCUCUCGUUCACCUCCAUUGUCUCAGGUGCCCUUUCUGCCUUGAGGCUGGGCCUGGCGGACACCUUGCAUGUGCCCAGUGAUCAGCAGUACCCCCAGCCCAAGGACCCCCAUUAGCAGGCGUCCACAGCUACCACCUGUGCAGGGCAUGGGCAUCUGGGGGUUCAAGGUCCUGUCGUCACUCAGUGCUCCAGCUGUGUGCAUCCACUGUGAAUGUGAACACAGGAGUGGGUGGGAAGGCCCCCAGUGCAGCCCCACCCCAUCCUUAGAACCUCCGCCUUGGGCAGCAGGGAACAGCAUCCACAGGUCCCCGGCUUCUGGGCCACUACAAGUGUCUGUGGGGCUAGCCUUCCUGGUUCACAGAGGCACAGAUGACAAACUGGCUGUGUGGUCAGUGAGGAGACUGAAGGUGGGUGGGUAUGUGGGAGAUAAAGGGCCAAAGUUUCUCCUCCUGCAGGUUGUGCACCAUGAACUGCCGAGGUCACUCCCACCUCCGCUUCUGCCUCUGGCUGUGGUUGGGUACCACAUUGGCACAUGGGCUGGGACAAGCGAGUGGCCACCUAAGGCUGACUGUGCUGCCUGAGGACCGGUUGCAGAUGAAGUGGAGAGAGUCAGAGGGGAGUGGCCUGGGCUACCUGGUGCAGGUGAAGCCCAUGGCAGGGGACUUGGAGCAGGAAGUGAUGUUGACUACCAAGAUCCCCAAGGCCACCGUGGGGGGCCUGAGCCCCUCCAAGGGCUACACCUUGCAGAUCUUCAAGCUCACUGGCUCCAGGCCUGUCCUGCUGAUGCGGAGGGAGUUUGUGAUUGAGGAUCUGAAGAGUAACUCCCUGGGCAGGAGCAGCUGGAGACCACCAGGUGCAGCUCUGGAGUCUACCCAAUCCCAUGUGGGAGCCCCAGACCCUGAGCAGGCCUCUGAUUCCAGAGUCACCUUCACCCCAAGCCAAGACCCUCCCAUUCUUGGAGUACCCGGCGUGGAUCAGCAGCAACUUAAGCAGAGCUGGUCCUGGGGCCCCAGGGUUCAGGACCCUGCUCAGUGGCCCCGGGACCUAGAGAGGCAGAGCCACGCUGUGCCCCUUGGCGGAAGGAGAGAGAAACUGGCUGGUCCCCAGUUCCGCUGCACACCCCCCACACCCACUGACAUGGUCUUCCUGGUGGACGGGUCCUGGAGUAUUGGCCGUGGCCACUUCCAGCAGGUCAAAGAAUUCCUGGCCAGUGUCAUCUCACCCUUUGAGAUUGGGCCAGAAAAAGUUCAAGUAGGCCUGACUCAGUACAGUGGAGACCCCCGGACCGAGUGGGACCUGAACUCCUUCCGCAGCAGUGGGGAGGUGCUGGCAGCCGUGCGUGGCCUCCGCUACAAGGGAGGGAACACCUUCACAGGCCUAGCCCUGACCCACGUGCUGGAGCAGAACCUGAAGCCUUCGGCUGGUCUCCGUCCAGAGGCAGCCAAAGUGGUGGUUCUGGUGACGGAUGGCAAGUCCCAGGACGACGUGCACACUGCUGCCGGUGUCCUCAAGGACCUGGACAUUGACGUCUUCACUGUGGGUGUAAAGAAUGCUGACGAGGCCGAACUGAAGGUCCUGGCAUCCCAGCCCCUGGACAUCACCAUGCACAACGUGCUGGACUUCCCCCAGCUGGCCACCCUGGCUGGCCUACUCAGCCGCCUCAUUUGCCAGAAGGUGCAGGGCAGGAGCCCGAGCAGGGCCCCAGUUACUCCAGAAGAUGCUCCGGCCCUGGACCCCCUCCCAGGGUCCAGCAGCCUGGUCCUGACCCAGGUCACCUCCUCCAGUGUCCACGUGUCCUGGACUCCAACCCCCCAACUGCCCCUCAAGUAUCUGAUUGUGUGGCAACUGUCCAGGGGUGGCACCCCCCAGGAGCUGGCGGUGGGAGGGCCCGUCUCCUCUGUGCAGCUUUGCAACCUGACCUCCAGCUCUGAGUACCUGGUCUCUGUGCUCCCUGUCUACAAGGACAGGGUUGGUCAGCGCCUGCAGGGCCUGGUGACCACAGCACCUCUACCUCCACCGCGGGCACUGACCCUGGUGAGAGCAACGCCCAGGACUCUCCACCUGGCCUGGCAGUCCUCAGCAGGGGCCACCCAGUACCUGGUUCGAUGCUUAUCAGCCUCCCCCGGGGGCAAGGAGGAGGAGAGAGAGGUGCAGGUGGGGCAGCCUGAGGUGCUGCUGGAUGGCCUGGAACCAGGCAGGGACUACCAGAUCCUGGUGCAGAGCCUGCGAGGGCCAGAGGCCAGCCAGGCCCAGAGCAUCCAAACCAGAACCUCUGCGCUGGCCCCACCAAGGCACCUGGGCUUCUCAGAUGUGAGCCACGACUCAGCCCGUGUGUCCUGGGAGGGCACCCAGAGGCCAGUGCGCUUGGUCAGGGUCAGCUACGUCUCCAGUGAUGGUGGUCACUCAGGGCAGACAGAGGCUCCUGGGAAUGCCACAUGGACUGCUCUGGGCCCCCUCUCCUCCUCUACCACCUACACCGUCCGCAUUACCUACCUCUACCUUGGCGGAGGCUCCUCCACACUGACUGGCCAUGUGACCACAAGGAAAGUGCCCAGCCCGAGCCAGCUUUCGGUGACAGAGCUGCCAGGAGAUGCAGUCAGGCUGGUGUGGGCAGCUGCAGCCUCAUCGGGUGUACUGGUCUACCAGAUCAAGUGGACACCCCUGGGAGAGGGGCAGGCCCACGAGAUCUCUGUCCCAGGAACCCUCAGCACAGCCGUCCUGCCUGACCUGGGGAGGCACACAGAGUACGAGAUCACCAUCCUGGCCUACUACAGGGACGGGGCCCGCAGUGACCCUGUGUCCCUCCGCUACUCCCCCUCUGCAGCAAGCAGGAGUCCUCCCUCCAGCCUGGCCCUGUCUUCAGAGACCCCCAACAGCCUGCAGGUCAGCUGGACAUCCCCAAGUGGCCAUGUCCUCCACUACCGGCUCACCUACGUGCCAGCCUCAGGCUCUGGACCUGAGCAAUCAAUCUCCGUGCCAGGGUCCAGGAGCCACACCGUGCUCCCUGACCUGCUGGCUGCCACCAAGUACAAGGUCCUGGUCUCAGCUGUCUACAGAGCAGGGGAGAGUGUGGCAGUGUCUGCUUCAGGCUGGACAGCAGCCUGCCCCGCCCUCCACCCGAACAGCUCUCUCCCAGGAUUUGACCUGAUGGCAGCCUUCGGCCUGGUGGAGAAGGAGCAUGCCUCUGUUCGAGGCGUGGCCAUGGAGCCCUCGGCCCUGGGCAUGACCCCGACCUUCACGCUCUUCAAGGAUGCCCAGCUGACACGACGGACUCGUGACAUCCACCCGGUGGCCCUGCCGCCUGAGCACACCAUCGUCUUUCUCGUGCGCCUGUUCCCUGAGACGCCCCGCGAGGCCUUUGCACUGUGGCAGAUGACGGCCGAGGACUUCCAGCCUGUCCUUGGAGUUCUUCUGGAUGCUGGCAGAGGGUCACUGACCUACUUCAACCACGACCCCAGAGCUGCCCUGCAGAAGGCCACCUUUGACCUGCAGGAGGUGAAGAAGAUUUUCUUCGGGAGCUUCCACAAGGUGCAUGUGGCUGUGGGACACUCCAAGGUCAGGCUGUAUGUGGACUGCCAGAAGGUAGCUGAGAGACCCAUCGGAGAGGCUGGCUCACCCACCUCUGGCUUCGUCAUGUUAGGGAGGCUGGCCAAGGCCAGGGGUCCCCGGAGCAGCUCAGCCACGUUCCAGCUUCAGAUGCUGCAGAUCGUGUGUAGUGACACCUGGGUAGAUGAGGACAGGUGUUGUGAGCUUCCUGCUUUGAGGGACGGAGAGACGUGCCCUGCCUUCCCUUCUGCCUGCACCUGCUCUUCAGAGACUCCUGGGCCCCCCGGACCCCAAGGCCCUCCAGGCCUCCCUGGGAGGAACGGCAGCCCAGGAGAGCAGGGCCUCCCAGGGCCCAGGGGAGAGCCAGGGCCACCAGGACAGACAGGACCUGAGGGCCCUGGAGGCCAGCAGGGGUCACCCGGGACCCAGGGCCACACAGUCCAGGGACCUGUGGGUCCGCCAGGAUCAAAAGGAGAGAAGGGGGACCAGGGACUACCAGGCUUGCAGGGCCACCCUGGCCAGCAAGGGACCCCUGGGAGAGUUGGCCUCCAGGGACCAAAGGGAACAAGAGGACUGGAGGGACCUGCUGGACGGCCUGGCCCCCCUGGCCCAAGGGGCUUCCAGGGCUCAGCAGGGGCCAGGGGCACCAACGGGGAGCGAGGGCCUCCAGGAGCCGUGGGGCCUACGGGGUUGCCGGGCCCCAAAGGGGAGCAAGGAGAGAAGGGUGAGCCUCAGUCCCUGGCCACCAUCUUCCAGCUGGUGAGCCAGGCCUGCGAAUCAGUCAUCCAGGCACACGUGCUAAGACUGGAGUCCUUCUUCCAUGGAAGCACCAGGCCCCCGAUGCCCAUCUUGGUGGAGGCAGUGAAGCCAGGGGGGCACAGGCACCCAGGGUCCCCUGGCACACACAGCAAAGCCCUGCUUCCUGGAGAACAGGCACAUGGGGGACACCACCCUGAGGGCCGAGGUGAGCCCUCAGCUGGUGGUCAGACGGGCAGCACUGGGCUGCAGGGGAGCCAGCCUCCAGGACUACUGGAAGGCACAGGACGUUCCUAGUGCUGCCCCAAGUAACCCUACACCUUCCACCUCCAUGGAGACAUUGAGCAGACCCUGUCCUGAAGAAGCCUAGGAGAACCUCAAGAAGAACCUGGGCAGAAGCAGAGGGAGCCAGGAGGCUGCAGCUUGUCCAGGCCCUCUCUCUGUAGC